AUGGAUGGCGACAAUCCAUUUCUUUGCGAUGAUAUCACCGCCAACAUUCUCAAACGACUUAAUGUAAGAUGCAUUUUACGAUUUCGAUGUGUGUGCAAGCGUUGGAAAAAUCUCAUCAAAAGCCCUUCUUUUAUCGAAGCCCACCUCCGGCACUCCAGUAAUCAAAGAACUGUUCUUCUAUGGCCGACGUAUGGCAAUGAUAAUCCCUUGCCAUUAUAUUUGAGCCAUUGCGGCAUUCGAAUCUUUAAACGUAUAAAGGCACCUGUGGCCGCCGAUGGGGUUAAGAUCAUUGAUUCAAGCAAUGGCCUGCUCUGUUUCAAAAUUGUUGAUGAUGUUAGUUCUCCUCCUUCACUUUUACUGUGGAAUCUUGCGACCAGAGAGAUCAGGCAGGUGCCCAGAUCUAUUAACAGUUUUCAGUGUGAUUGCAUCUGUGGAUUUGGGUUCAGUCCAAUUGUUAACGAUUACAAAAUUGUGAAAGCUCACGUUAACAAGUCUCGGAAUGUUAAUGGGGUGGAAGUGUAUUCACUAGGUUCGGGGUCAUGGAAGGAAGUUGAAUUUGAAAAUUUACAGGGCGUGAGCGUUACUCAUAGCGGAGAAGCUGUCACUGCCAAUGGAGUUAUGUAUUGGCUUGGGACAUCUCACAUGAUACUUUCAUUUGAUGUAGCAACAGAAGUGUUUGCAUUGAUAGCAAAGCCUCUUUUAUUCAUUAGUUUGCUUUCUACGCUUAGUAUAUUUGAAAACAAACUCGCUCUGCUUUUUCUCUCUUCAGCUUAUUUCAUUGAGUUGUGGGUGAUGGAAGAGUUUACAAGUGGCAUAUCAAGGGAAAAAUGGAAGUGGACUAAGACACAUAGUAUAGGUCCUUUUCCACGCUUGCUAAGGCCAGUGACCAUUUGGAGGAACGAAGUAGUCUGCCAUGACGUUGUAAUGCCUAGACUUGAAGCUGAGACUGGUGAGCUAACAAAUAUUCUAUAUGUGUUCGAUCUUACUUCUGUUGGAUAUAGGAUGGCUAAUAUCGGCAAAUGUUUUCAUGUUUUCCACCUUACACCGAGUUAUGUGCUCUUUUGGUCAAUGGUGGAUGAGAACAGUAUUAGUAGCUUCGUGUGA
Molecule: messenger RNA, 1104 nt
Organism: Neltuma alba
Lineage: Eukaryota; Viridiplantae; Streptophyta; Magnoliopsida; Fabales; Fabaceae
Product: F-box/kelch-repeat protein At3g23880-like
Exons: 2
Coding region: 1-1104 (367 amino acids)
Molecular function (GO): protein binding
Source: RefSeq, a predicted model, not a curated record